Cynoglossus semilaevis (tongue sole) is the source of this 1769-nucleotide messenger RNA. RefSeq names its product transgelin 3b (gene tagln3b). The transcript is spliced from 5 exons. Gene Ontology annotation, molecular function: actin filament binding. Gene Ontology annotation, biological process: actin filament organization. NCBI's taxonomy places the organism in Eukaryota, Metazoa, Chordata, Actinopteri, Pleuronectiformes, Cynoglossidae. Gene Ontology annotation, cellular component: actin cytoskeleton. Bases 316 to 894 code for a protein of 192 amino acids. The record is from RefSeq and is a predicted model, not a curated record.
UUAGGCGUUCCAUUUGUUGGCCUCGACCCCGAGUGUGCUAGUGAUUGCAGCGCAGUGGUCAGUGUCCGGUCUGUCACACGGGACUCCUCCUGGAGGAGCUGGCAUAUAAAAACCAGCCCGUCGCUCCUCGCGGUCAAAGUGAUACUCGGGCUGGUCCUGACGUUUCUGUGCUGCGCUUCAUGGAUUCUUCCUCAGUGCAGCAUCCUCAUCCGUGUCCAGCUCAGCAGAACUAACCCUGCGUUCCUCCAGCAGCCGUCACACCGCUCUCUGCUCUCCUAAUUUCCUUACAUUGACUGGCGCAUCAUCUCAGCUGCCAUGGCAAACCGGGGCCCCAGCUACGGACUGAGUCGAGAGGUACAGGAGAAGAUCGACCAGAAGUACGACCCAGACCUGGAGCACAGGCUACUGGACUGGAUAGUGGCCCAGUGUGGUGGAAGCAUGGAGAGACCACAGCCCGGCAAACAGAACUUCCAGAAAUGGCUGAUGGAUGGAACAGUUCUAUGCAGACUCAUCAAUAGCCUUUACCCAAGAGGAAAGGAGCCAAUCAAAAAGAUCCAGGAAACUCAAAUGGCCUUCAAACAAAUGGAGAAGAUCUCUCAGUUCCUGCAGGCGGCCGAAGCUUAUGGAGUGACGACCACUGACAUCUUUCAGACUGUAGAUCUGUGGGAAGGGAAAGACAUGGCUGCAGUGCAGAGGACUCUCAUGGCUCUGGGCAGUGUGGCUGUCACUAAAGAUGACGGUCAUUACAGAGGUGACCGGGACUGGUUCCAUAGGAAAGCCCAGGGAUACCGACGUGAGUUCACUGACGAACAGCUGCGCCAAGGAGAGUCUCUGAUUGGCCUUCAGAUGGGUAGCAACCGUGGAGCUUCUCAGUGGAGCUUCUCAAUCAGGUAGGACAGGCUACGGUAUUCACCGUCAGAUAAUGUAGACCACCUCCUACCCACCUGAGCGUCUUCUUGGCUUCCAACCUUUAUUUUCUACUAAUUCCACCAAGUGUUGUAGCCCAGAAACCUUUCCUGUCCUGCGUAGUCCGUACCAUGUUAACCUCAACCUCCCUGGAAUUGCUGCACCUCCCAGAUGGUGUUCAAACCUCACCCUCGAGAAAAUGAUGAUGUCAGAUCCUGUAGACCUUCUACAAGUUGUUUACCCUUAUGCCAUGUGCUAUUUGCUCCCUAGCAGUGGUGACUGUUAUCUGACUGUUUUUUUGUUUUUUUUAAAAAACAAGCCAUCAGUGUAAGCUAACCAUCACAGUAUGUUUUAUGUUUUGUACCGCCACAAUCCUGUUAGUUGAAAAUGAUCAUCAUUAGCCGUUCCUCUUUUACACUGUGAUUAUUUUUUUGGCCUUCACCCUAUGGAACUUCGCUGACGAUGUCUCUGCUAUCUCGUCUAAAGACUUGUUGCAGUAUCCUCUGUGACCAAAUCGACCUCACGUUGUGCCUGGUUUUGGGACGACAGAGACCGGGUCCUGAUUUUAUCGGCCUCGAAUUAUAGAUGAGUUUCAUUCCCUCUGAGCCACACACUUUGUUAGAUCAGAAAUUAUUUGUCCAUAAUGUAUUCAUUCGGUGUCCAGGCGGGUAGCUCCAUGUGCAGUAGCCAACAUGUACGACAGUCAAGUAUCCAUUUCUGGUGACAAAUAUAACGACACCGCUUUAAUGUGCACAUUUAUGUGUUGUCAUGUUUAUAUUUUGGAAUAUAUUUAUAAAUGGAGGCUUGUAAAGAGAAUAACCUGACUAAAAUAAAGCAGAAGAACAUAUAGUAUAUUCACACGG